Messenger RNA from Plasmodium cynomolgi strain B, 1827 nucleotides. RefSeq lists its product as hypothetical. The record is from RefSeq and is a predicted model, not a curated record. Bases 1 to 1827 code for a protein of 608 amino acids. NCBI's taxonomy places the organism in Eukaryota, Apicomplexa, Aconoidasida, Haemosporida, Plasmodiidae. The transcript has 2 exons.
AUGAUGCAGGCGGAAUAUUACCCAAAACAAAACGUAGUGUCCCUGAGCAUCGAACUGAGCAGCUGGGCCAAGGCGUUCCUUACCGAUUUACGAAUAUCAAAGAAUCUCCUCAGUUGCACCAAGGCGUCUAUCAUAAUUAAGAAAAAAAAACAAAUUCGAAAUUUCCAUUUGUAUAAAAUUAAACUGAGACUACUAUAUGACAGUUCCUCCAACCGUCCUGACGUUUCAGUUGAAGGAGAAAAGUUGAGGCCAAGGAGUUCACCCCUGGAUGAUCCCCCAGGCGGAAAGGAGACCCGAUGUGACUCCCCCCUCGCACAUGGGAAGGGCAGCUUCUGCAAUACAUACACUAAUACAAAGGGAGGAAAUAAAAACAGUGUUAUUUACAAUGAGGAAAACGAAGUCAGGACGAGUAGUAGAAAGGCAACAAAUUUUGAAAGAAAUGAUGGAAAGGGGGGGAUGAAUGGAGUCGAAUGGGAAGGCCUGAAUGGGAACAGACCCGUUCCACUGUGUACGAAACAGGAGGAUGAAGCCAAAAGGGGCGCGGAAUGCACACCGAUGAUACAAAAUGCAAAGAUAAAAUCGAUUCACUUUAUGCUAAAGGAAAGGCUGAUUAUAUACGUCCUCCUAGACCUAAUCGUAGUCAGAAAAAAAAACGACUUUGUUCAGUCCACCAUAAACAAAGAAUUACACUACAUGUUAAAGAUGGGAAGAAAUGUCCUUCAAUGCAAAUGGUGCAGUAAAGACGUUAUCAUAUGCGAAGGUGUUAAUUUUAUUUUGCCCAACCUGUACUUAAACACGGCUGAUUUUUUGGAGCACGCGUUUUGCGAAGAAUGUACCACCAUCUCCUUUGAUGGGUUAAAAGAUGUUGACCGAAAUAUUUUCCUCUUCCCCAACUGUUUGUUUUUUCAUUUCAGCUUAGUAAAAGAGAGUCACCUAGCUAUUAAGACAGAUUCCUUGCACCACUUUCGCUUUUUACUUUUUUGUAAUUUUUGCUACAACUCUCUUGGAUAUUUAGAAAACCAAAGAAACCAUACGUAUUCCAAUUACAAAAAAAAAAAAAUGAGUGAUAACCUUAAAGAUAUUUUUCUGGGUUCAAUUCACGAGGGGGACCAAGGGAGGUACACACAGCUAAACAGGGCCACUAUGACGUUGCGCUGUGGUGAUCUUCCACCUAUACACUUUAAUGAAGAGAGAGAAAAUUUGAUCCAUCAUUUGGACGUUACCCCAGAGGAGAAGCAGCAUGACGGGACGGAAGCGAAUGGUGUACUCCUUUCUGAGGAAAAUUUCCAUGAGGAGAGAAAGCAUACAGGGAAGAAGGGUACCCAAAAUGACAGCAACGUUGAUCUUAGAGCAGAUCACAGUGGAGGAAGUAUCAACCCCUGUGGGGAGAUGACCCCCAAGAUGUACCUACUUAAACACAAAAUAAAAAUGACAUUAAAUGGGGAAAAUAUCUUCAAAAAUUACAACCAUGUACUUUUCCUAAACGAGUAUAUGCACUAUAAAUGUGAAAAAAAAAACACAACACUUUUUUAUUUAAGGAGUAAUCAAAAAAGGAAAAUAAUCGAAGUGAGGAUAUUCAUAAGGACGCUUUAUAUUUGUAAAAUUGGGGAUGACACGGAAGAUCUUUCUAAUUUUUUAGGUCUCCAAAAAGUGAUGAAAAUAUUUUUUUGCACAAAAGGAGAAUCUGAAUUGAAGUUCGCUAAUUCGGAAACUAUUGACCUUUCGAGGGAGCUCUACGAGGAUGUAUUAAAAAUGUUGGUCGCGUAUUCCUUCCAAGGGUGUGCCCCCGGAGCGAAGCUCUUCUCAUAUCUGCACCUGGUCCAUUAG